AUGUUUUUUUUUAAUAGUGAAAAACCCAAAGUUAUAAUCGAAACACCAACACCACCAAUAGUGCAAGAUAAUAUCCCUGUAUUUCUGUCUCCUCCAUUAGAAAACAAAAUGUAUAGUAGCAGUUAUUCGUAUAGUAAUCCCCUUACUGGUACAUAUAGUACAACUCAACAAAAUGAAUAUAAAUAUAAUGUUACAAAAUACACAACAAAACCCCAUGAUAAUAGUCAAAAUGUUGAAUAUAUAAAAACAUUUGAAAGACCCGUUGAGUUAUAUUAUGAAACAAUUCCAUUAAAAACCAAUACAAAUAAUAUAUUUGAAAUAAACCCAUCUAAAGAAGAAUCAAAUAAGAUUACAUAUAAUCCUAGAAUAGAAGUAUAUUCAACAUCCGAUUUUGUAAUUAUCAUGAUGAAUAUUCCAGGUGUUUCAAAAGAAAAUUUAAAUGUUGAAUUAGAAAAGGGAUUGUUAAAAAUAUGUGGAAACAAAUAUAAACCAAAAAUCGAAGAAUUAGAAAAAAAUAAUGAAUAUCAUACUAAAAUUAUUGAAAGAGUUAACGAAUAUUAUUUUUGUAAAAUUUUCCAAAUGCCACCUGCUUUUUCCGAGGGUCAAAGUAUAUCAUGUACAUUAAAAGAUGGAGAACUUGUGCUUAAAAUUUUAGCAAGUGAAUUAAAAACUCAGAAAAAAGUUAUUCAAGUGACCUCAUAA
Messenger RNA from Plasmodium yoelii, 702 nucleotides. Its product is annotated as HSP20-like chaperone, putative. The record is from RefSeq and is a predicted model, not a curated record. Lineage: Eukaryota; Apicomplexa; Aconoidasida; Haemosporida; Plasmodiidae. Gene Ontology annotation, biological process: response to salt stress; response to hydrogen peroxide; protein complex oligomerization. The transcript has a single exon. The coding region runs from base 1 to 702 and encodes 233 amino acids.